ACAUGGCCCUACAGGGAAAGUCGUUCUUCGCCAUGGAGGGAAAGCCCUACUGUGAGGCCUGCUAUAUUAAUACAUUGGAGAGAUGUUCCGUUUGUUCUAAGCCAAUCACAGAUCGGUUACUGCGCGCCACGGGCAAGCCGUACCACCCGGACUGCUUCACGUGUGUGGUCUGUGGCAAGUCGCUGGACGGGAUCCCCUUCACCGUGGACGCCACCAACCAGAUACACUGUAUCGAGGACUUCCACAAGAAGUUUGCCCCUCGCUGCUGCGUGUGCCAGCGGCCGAUCAUGCCGGACCAAGGUCAGGACGAGACAGUCAGGAUUGUGGCCAUGGACAAAUCUUUCCACGUGGACUGCUACAGAUGCGAGGUGUGUAGUAACUUAACGGUGCUUACUGCCCACUGCAUUUUGGGCCGCAAACCGGGCUGCGCUGAGGCAUAG
Aplysia californica (California sea hare) is the source of this 440-nucleotide messenger RNA. Its product is annotated as lipoma-preferred partner homolog. Lineage: Eukaryota; Metazoa; Mollusca; Gastropoda; Aplysiida; Aplysiidae. Gene Ontology annotation, cellular component: stress fiber; focal adhesion. The record is from RefSeq and is a predicted model, not a curated record. Gene Ontology annotation, biological process: cell-cell adhesion.